This is a messenger RNA of Tachysurus vachellii, 3060 nucleotides long. Its product is annotated as solute carrier family 26 member 9-like. The transcript is spliced from 21 exons. The record is from RefSeq and is a predicted model, not a curated record. NCBI's taxonomy places the organism in Eukaryota, Metazoa, Chordata, Actinopteri, Siluriformes, Bagridae. Gene Ontology annotation, biological process: transmembrane transport. Gene Ontology annotation, molecular function: bicarbonate transmembrane transporter activity; chloride transmembrane transporter activity; sulfate transmembrane transporter activity. Gene Ontology annotation, cellular component: membrane. The coding region runs from base 70 to 2397 and encodes 775 amino acids.
CAUUUUGAGCUUACAACAUCUAAAGCAUUUUCAGGAACAGAACAUCCGUGAAACAGACUAGCUAGUAUCAUGCACCGAGAUUGUCCUCGCUAUUCAGUAGACCGACCAUCCUACUCUCAACAAGAUUUUGAUGAGGAGUUUAAUAGGAAAAGGAGGAACUAUCCUUUAGGGGAGAAAGUCAGAAAGUUUUUCAGAUGCUCCAGUGGACGACUGAAAAGUCUUUUCUUCAGACAUCUGCCCGUGCUUAGCUGGCUUCCCAAGUACAAUUUCAGGCAGAACCUUGUAUGUGAUGUCAUCAGUGGAGUCAGUGCAGGCACAAUUCAAGUUCCACAGGGCAUGGCCUUUGCUCUUUUGGCCAAUUUACCUCCAGUCAAUGGACUUUAUUCAUCUUUCUUUCCUCUUAUUCCAUACUUCUUCAUGGGUACAGCCCACCAGAUGGUACCAGGUACUUUUGCUGUGCUGAGUAUCAUGGUGGGUAUAGUAUGUCUUCAGCUGGCACCUGAAUCAGAUUAUAGCUAUUUUAACACAACUCUCAAUGCCACUGUAGUAGAUGAGCAGAAGAUGAAUGAGGCUCGAUUGGCCAUAUCAGGCACCUUGGCUUGUUUGACUGCCAUCAUACAGAUUGGUCUCGGUAUGGUGCAGUUUGGAUUUGUGGCCAUAUACCUAUCUGAGUCAUUUGUUAGGGGAUUUAUGACAGCUGCUGGGCUGCAGAUCCUCAUAUCUGUGCUUAAGUACAUAUUUGGGAUCACAGUACCACCAUACAGUGGUCCUCUGGCUAUAAUUUAUACCCUCAUAGACAUAUGUAAAGGCCUGCCCAGCACCAACAUAGCUUCUCUUGUGUUUGCAAUUGCCAGCAGCGUGGUGCUAAUAAUAGUAAAAGAACUCAGCACUCGCUACCGUCAUAAAAUCCCUUACCCUAUUCCCAUAGAGAUAAUUGUUGUGGUGGUCGCCACUGCCCUCUCUGGGCCAUUGGAUCUGCCUGAGAAGUACCACAUUGAUGUUGUAGGAGAAAUCCCUUUGGGAUUUCCUUCCCCAAUCCUGCCUAGAGUGUUGGAGUGGGGGGAAAUGUUAAGUACAGCUUUCUCACUGGCCAUUGUGGGAUAUGUCAUCAAUUUGGCAAUGGGCCGGACGCUGGCCACCAAACAUGGUUAUGAUGUGGAUCCCAAUCAGGAAAUGCUAGCUUUGGGAUUCAGUAAUCUCCUGGGUGGUUUCUUUAAGAUUCAUGUGAUCUGCUGCGCUCUGUCUGUCACACUUGCUGUGGACAGUGCAGGAGGUUCCUCACAGUUUGCCAGUCUGUGUGUUAUGGUAGUUGUCAUGGUCACUAUGCUGGCUCUUGGGGCUUUUCUAAAACCGCUCCCUAAGUCAGUAUUAGGAGCUCUCAUAGCUGUUAAUUUGAAGAACACUCUACUGCAGAUCUCGGAUCCAUACUAUCUCUGGAAGAAGAACAAGCUAGACUGUUGUGUUUGGGUUGUCUCCUUCCUGGCAACCUUCUUCCUGAGUCUGCCUUAUGGUGUUGCUAUUGGGGUGAGCUUCUCCAUUCUGGUAGUCAUUUUCCAGACUCAAUUUCGUAAUGGCUCAGAAAUGGCUCAAGUCUUGGAUACAGACCUGUACAAGAACCCUAAAGUGUACCAAAAGAUAAAAGCCAUUGAAGGUGUGAAAAUAGUGAGUUACUGCUCACCUCUUUACUUUGCCAAUGCAGAGAUAUUUCGACGAAAGGUUAUCAAAAAAACUGGGCUUGAUCCAUUCAAAAUGCUUCUGGCCAGGAAGAAGUUUCUGAAAAAACAACAGGAGAAAGAAAACCAAGAAAUAAAAGCAAAGCAUAGUCAGGAGAAGGCAGCUGCCAGAAAGAGGAAAGUGAGCUCACUAGUUACCAUGAAGGUGCAGACUAUUUCACAAAUUGAUCUGCAGAGUGACUUUUACACGAUUGGUGUAGGCAGCGAUAAUAUGCCCAUGAGUUACAUCAAUCCAUACUGCGAUAUCAUUAACCCCGCUGACCAGCUUCCAGAGACAGUGUCUGCCAGCGCCCCUCCUGUUAUGAUGGAGAUGCAGCCUGUUCCUUUUCAUACUCUUAUCUUGGACCUGGGGGGAGUCUGUUUCAUCGAUCUGAUGGGCAUUAAAGUUCUUACUAAGAUGAGCAACACAUAUAGUAUGCUGGGGAUUAGACUAUACUUAGCAAAUGUGCAAGCUCAGGUAUUUGAAGAGCUUGAGGCUGGAGGAGUGUUUGAGGAGAGCGGUAUUACUCCUAAUCACAUAUUCCUCUCAGUCCAUGAUGCAAUACUUUUUGCCCAGUACAAGUCACUGACUCCCGUAACUACGGAACAGGAAGACAAGAAAAGGGUAAAAUUGGCAUUUGAUAUAGAAGAAGAUGAACAGGAUCUGGAGCAGGAACUCUUCUGAGCUCAGAAGAAUAUGAAAGUAGCUGGUUUGACAGUAUUAACACAUGAUUUGUCUUGUAAGAUCUUUUAUAGAGGAUUUUGCUUAAUAUGAAGUACAUAUUGUUAUUUAUCCGUUCACCAGUUCAGGGACAAAAUCAAUAAUCUUUAGACAAUACCUACAGUAAACUGUGUAUGACUGUGCUUUCUGCAAAGUAGUAAUUUGAUUAAAAUUAUAGAAAAAUUAUUUUGUAUAAUAUGAAUUUAACAUAUACAUACAGCCUAAUUAUUUAUACUUUAAAAACUAAUCAUUUAAUGUUUUAAGACCAACAUAUAAGAGCCAAAGUUGUUAUUUUUAGAUAAAGUGGUGUUCAUAUUAAGAUCUGAAACUGAAAUAGGUCCUAGUUUUUCUUUUGACCAUUAAUGAAGGGCUACAUACCCUUUCAGGAGAUGGUAGUAUACACAUGAUAUUCGUUAACACUUUGGAAUAAUCCAUCAAGAAGUAAAAGAGAAAAUAGGGAAAGUAUCUAAGCUGAUUAGUUUACUGUGUGUAUACUAGUUUACCAAAUCUGUCUGUGUGUUGUGGAUGUAAUUUGGAUGUAAUGAAACUGUAAACUGCUAUUCUGCAACAUUUAGAUUAUUAAGAAGUAAGAAAUUAUAAACUUAUUAAACACAUUUUUGUUUACUA